AGAGAGCUCCAGACCCCCCCGCCUGCACACUCCCCACCUAACAACAACCUCAGCCCCGCAGCGAGGCUCUCUCACAACGACCCCACCCCGCCCCCAACCCCUCUGAGAGCGGGCACGGAGCGAGACAACGACCGAAGAAGAAGAAGGAGGAGGAGGAGGAGGAGGAGGCGCGGAGGGGGAAGAAAAAAAAAAAAAAAAAACAUCGAAGAAGACCGCUUCGGGUUGCCCUCAAUCCGGGCCUACUAAUGCUGUAGCGGAGAGAGGAAGAGCGACGACAGCGCACUGAUUGAAGGGAGUCGGCGUCGGGGUGGACCAAGGCGGAACCCGGCGCGGUGGGGGGGGGGAACACGACGCUUGUUCAUUCGCUCGUCACCAUCAUGGGAUGUACGCUAAGCGCCGAGGAGCGAGCCGCUCUGGACCGGAGCAAGGCCAUCGAGAAGAACCUGAAGGAGGACGGGCUGGUGGCCGCCAAGGACGUCAAACUGCUGCUGCUCGGCGGUGGAGAGUCCGGCAAAAGCACUAUCGUCAAACAAAUGAAGAUUAUCCACGAAGAUGGCUUCUCCGGGGAUGACGUGAAGCAGUAUAAGCCCGUGGUCUACAGCAACACCAUCCAGAGCUUGGCCGCCAUCCUGCGGGCCAUGGACUCGCUGGGAAUCGAAUUUGGAGACAAGGAUCGAAAAGCGGACGCCAAGCUGGUGUGCGACGUCGUGAGUCGCAUGGAGGACACGGAGCCAUACUCCGCGGAGCUCCUCGGCGCCAUGAAGCGCGUUUGGGCCGACGCCGGGACUCAGGAGUGCUUCAACAGAGCCCGCGAAUACCAGCUGAACGACUCGGCCCAAUACUACCUGGACAGUUUAGACCGCAUCGGGGCCGCAGACUACCAGCCUACAGAGCAGGACAUCCUGAGAACCCGAGUGAAGACCACCGGCAUUGUGGAAACCCACUUCACCUUCAAAAAUCUACAUUUCAGGCUCUUUGACGUGGGAGGGCAAAGGUCAGAAAGGAAGAAGUGGAUCCACUGCUUUGAGGAUGUGACCGCCAUCAUCUUCUGCGUGGCCUUGAGUGGUUACGAUCAAGUGCUCCACGAGGACGAGACAACCAACCGAAUGCACGAGUCCCUCAUGCUCUUCGACUCCAUCUGCAACAACAAGUUCUUCAUCGACACCUCCAUCAUCCUCUUCCUCAACAAGAAGGACCUCUUCGCAGAGAAGAUCAAGAAGUCGCCACUGACCAUUUGCUUUCCCGAGUACACAGGUGCGAACACUUACGACGACGCCACCGCUUACAUUCAGGUCCAGUUCGAGAGUAAGAACCGCUCUCCCAAUAAGGAGAUCUACUGUCACCUGACCUGUGCCACGGACACAGGGAACAUCCAGGUAGUGUUCGAUGCCGUCACUGACAUCAUUAUCGCAAACAACCUGAGAGGGUGCGGCUUGUACUGAGCACGGCCGUCGGCGCGGAGCGUUUAUUGAUCCUUUUCAUGAUACUUCAAAAACACACACACACAAAUAUGUAAUUCUACACGUCCGAAACGGACCCAAAGAGCUGCCGCCAGACAUCACGUCAUGAUUUUUGUGCUCUUCUUCCUCUUCUGAGUUCACAAACCCCGAAAGUUUUGUCUUGGAAUGUUAACGAUUUGUCGACGAGUGUAAACAAACAACCGGGGGAGGGGCCAGGAGCGGCUCCGCAAAUGCAGUGCGGAAGGGGGAAAAGGGGCAAACCCCCCCCCCCCCC
This is a messenger RNA of Syngnathoides biaculeatus (alligator pipefish), 1734 nucleotides long. It is a transcript of the gene gnao1b, whose product is annotated as guanine nucleotide binding protein (G protein), alpha activating activity polypeptide O, b. Gene Ontology annotation, molecular function: G-protein beta/gamma-subunit complex binding; mu-type opioid receptor binding; GTPase activity. NCBI's taxonomy places the organism in Eukaryota, Metazoa, Chordata, Actinopteri, Syngnathiformes, Syngnathidae. Gene Ontology annotation, cellular component: heterotrimeric G-protein complex. The record is from RefSeq and is a predicted model, not a curated record. The transcript is spliced from 8 exons. Bases 378 to 1442 code for a protein of 354 amino acids. Gene Ontology annotation, biological process: G protein-coupled dopamine receptor signaling pathway; adenylate cyclase-modulating G protein-coupled receptor signaling pathway.